AUGACGUCCACCUUGGCAUCCACCUCCUCCACACCAGGCAACAUCGCCUCGACCAGCACCUCGCUCUCCUCCUACACACGAGGCUGCAGCGCAACCGAUCUCGACCUCGCCACCACCUCGCUCUCCUCCACGGCCAUCACCAUCGUGCCGCUUACCUCGAUCGACCGCGUCCGCCUCCUCUCUGGGAUCUACGGGCCCUUCCGCCCACCGACACCUGCCACGGUCCCGCUCUGGGUGGCGCUGCACCUCAAGAAACGCAAAAAGGCAAUUGUCGUCCUGCCGACCUGGCUCACCGUGGAUGCGCUCACCGAGACGCUCAAGCACGAAACGACGCAAGCGGGAUUCUCCGACUUGCCACACUACUGGAUCGGUGUGUCGCAGGCCUUGCUCAGCAGUGCACCGGACGAUGUGCCCAACUCGAACCGCGUACGUGCGCUGCUCAAGGACAUCCGCGAGGCACGACAGUCCAAGAUCUUGUCCGGUGUACCCAUGAUCAACAGCGUGCAUCUCCAGAUGCACAACAUCUCCGCGCACGAAGUGGCCGAGCUGCGCGGCUUCUUCGGCACUGCGUUUUCGCACCUCAAGGCUCUGAGGCCGCCGAGCGAGGCCGAGGCCGAGGGCAAGCUGCAGUCCGAAUUGGAUGCCAGGAAUCGGUGGCUCUUGAUGCCCCCUCUCCCUACCAGUCUCGGCGGAGAAGCAGAUAAAGCAGCAGCAGCAGGAGCGUGGGAAAGCUCCGCACCGCGCGGAUCUGCGAUGGACCAGGACGAAUCAAUGACCACCAACUACACCGACGAAUCGUACCCUACAACUGAUUUGAGAGAACCACCACGAAAAUCAAACGUCUCGGAUUCAGGAUUUCACUCUGCUCCCCGACUCGCUCGCUCCAUAUCGCCGGUACAACGUCCACGGGCAGCCGAUUCAUCCGACACCAAUCGUCCCCCCCGUUUUGCUGUCGACGCCGACGAAGACGGUUUCUAG
Molecule: messenger RNA, 978 nt
Organism: Sporisorium graminicola
Lineage: Eukaryota; Fungi; Basidiomycota; Ustilaginomycetes; Ustilaginales; Ustilaginaceae
Exons: 1
Coding region: 1-978 (325 amino acids)
Biological process (GO): DNA replication; double-strand break repair via break-induced replication
Cellular component (GO): nucleus; GINS complex
Source: RefSeq, a predicted model, not a curated record